AUGGUGACUGGGAUGUCCUCGAAGAACGCCUCGCUUUCGGUAACAGCCCUGGGCUACGAUCACCGCUUCGACCUGACCAGCGCCACCUGGCUACUUGCAGGCAUUGCAGGAGUAGACCCCAUGUUUGGCACGGUUGGCGGAGUUGCAUGGAUGCGUCGGCUGGUGGAUGGGACGGUGGUGAGGUACCUCAACGCACGAGAAAUGCCAGAGGAUUGGGAAACUGGCUGGAUCCCGGUGAACCGAGACCGGCCGUAUGGUUCACCUCCACAGACCGCGGGGGACCGUGCUGGCUCUGUGAAGGUGUUGAACCCAGACUUGGUGCUGUGGGCAAACAACUUGACGCACUCCCUGCAGCUUCCAGACACGGAGGACUUGAGGCGUGCGCGCCGGGACUAUGCUCCAACCUUCCCAGCUGCUGCACAGGCUCCCUCUGUGCAAAUUGGGGAUCUUGUAGCAACUGAUGUCUUCUGGACAGGACCGGCGCAAGCUGGUUGGGCCAGAAAUUGGACAAAGUAUUGGCUGCCAGCCAGCGCAGAUGCUUGGGGCGGGAAGGGCGUCUUCGCUAUGUCUGCGAUGGAGGAUUUCGCAGUGGCCGAGGCAAUCCAAGCCCUGCAGCGAGCGCGCAGAAGCCGGGGUGUGGAGGCCCUACUCGUGCUCCGAGCUGCGAGCAACUUUGUGCAGCCACCGCCUGGACGUCCUGCCAGUGCAGACAUGGACCUUCUGCUACAGCCUGCCUGCGAGGCAGCAUUCCUAGCAGGCUCAGAAGUGGUUCGAGCACUGAUCUCGAGGAAGAGCAGUGCUCUCCAGUCUCAUGCAGCAUCGCUGUUGCAACAUGCGCUAGACUGCUUGACAUGA
Symbiodinium pilosum is the source of this 855-nucleotide messenger RNA. The record is from the annotation of a GenBank genome assembly. Lineage: Eukaryota; Dinophyceae; Suessiales; Symbiodiniaceae.